AUGACCUACAAACAGCACACCAUGUUCUUACUCUUCUGUCUCGUCGGAUUGGGUCUCGCCCUACCUUUUCCUCCUUCCUCUCAAGCAAAUCUCACCACCUCGACUUCAGCUUCCCUAUUCUCCUCUUCCUAUAUUCAGACAGCCGGCACUGCGGCACCAUCAGUCAGCCUAGCUCCGAGUCAUCUAUCAGCAGCUACCAAGUCAAUCGCUACCAAUCAUACCAUACCCUCACAACCAGCAUUUCCCACACUAGGUCCGCCUCAAUGGAGCGCUGGAGACAUUAGCACUAUUGUGUUUGGUUGCAUCGCUUCGAUCCUCGGAGUCCUCGCUUUGUGUCUGACGCUUUGGCUUCGUCGACGGGGUCCUGGAUAUUUGACAAGAUAUGACGUUGAAACCGGCAUUGGCGUAGCACGCGAUGAUAGCGACCUGCCACUCGAAGACCUCGCGCGGGACACCGGCACCGACAGCGAAGUCGCCGCAACAUAA
This is a messenger RNA of Letharia columbiana, 486 nucleotides long. RefSeq lists its product as uncharacterized. NCBI's taxonomy places the organism in Eukaryota, Fungi, Ascomycota, Lecanoromycetes, Lecanorales, Parmeliaceae. The record is from RefSeq and is a predicted model, not a curated record. The coding region runs from base 1 to 486 and encodes 161 amino acids. The transcript is spliced from 2 exons.